AUGGGGCUCACAUAUGUACCUCCAAUGAUACAAAAUGGGGAGAAAAUAGUUGAAUUACAGCAAGAGGAAGUUGAGAAAGAAACAGAGAAGUGGAAGAUGGCAGUAAUCAUGUAUGUUGUCAGAGAUACACCUAGUAUUGGAGCUGUGGAAAGGUUCAUUGCUUUUAAAUGGAAUUUUGUAACAAAACCAAAGGUAUACUACCGUAACGAAGGCUACUUUGUUGUUAAAUUUAGUAGUAUAGAAGAAAGGAAUGAAGUAUUAUACUCAGGGCCAAGUACAAUCAACAGUAGGCCAGUUAUUACUAAGGCAUGGGCUCCUGAUUUUGAUUUUGAGGAAGAAGUAUUGAAGACCUUACCUUUAUGGGUAAAACUGCCAAACCUGCAUCUAAACUGCUGGGGAGCUGAUUCUUUGAGUCGAAUUGGAAGUGGAUUAGGGACACCAAUCUAUGCUGAUGAAUGCACUACCAAAGUAGAGAGGAUAUCAUAUGCUAGAAUCCUUGUAGAGAUGGAUAUUACAAGACCUCUACCUAUGAAGAUAACAGUGAAAGAUCCUAAUGGAAGGAAAUUUGAGCAAGCUGUUACAUACGAUUGGAAGCCUGUGUAUUGUAGCACUUGUUUGCAGCUGGGACAUAACUGCCUGAACAAGACACCAAUGCAGCAAUUAGAACCCAAACAAACAAAGCAGAGACAGGAGUGGAAACCUAAAGAACAGAACAAACCAAGCACUAGAAAUGAAGGAUCUCAAGAUACUGAGGCAAGAAAGCAACCAGAAACUAAUCAAGAAAUAACUACAGACACUCAGAAUCAUCAACAUUCACAGGAUACAAAGGAGAAGUGGCAAGAGGUAAGGGGUAAAUCUGCAGCUAAACAGAGUCAUGUCACUACUACUGAAGAGAGACUGGUUAUGGGAAAUGGCUUUACUGCACUUACCAGAGCAAGUACUCAACAGAUAAACAUUAAUACUGGAAGGAUGGAAGGAGGACAAUGUAGUCGUGGAAGGAUGGAGGAGGCUAUUUUUCCAGACCAAAUAUGUUAUGAUGUUGGUCAUAUGGAAUGUAGGAUAUGGAUUGUAUGGGAACCAAAUGAAGUUGCAUAUACUACAAUAAGCUACAAACCACAAUAUAUUCAUGGAGAGGCAACAUUAUUGGCUAGCAGGCAGGAGUUCACCUUCACAGCUAUAUAUGGGCUCCACACAGUAGAUGCAAGGAAGAGCUUAUGGGCUGAUUUGCUAAGCUGGAGUCACACUCAACAAAAACCUUGGCUCUGUAUGGGUGAUUUUAAUGCAGUAUUAUCAGAAGAUGAUAGAAGUAAUGGAAGUCCAAUACAGGAAUGGGAAGUUAGAGACUUCAAAGAAUUCAUGCUGAAGGCAGGGAUGACUGAAAUGAGAAUAGUGGGAAGAAGUUUUACACGGACAAAUUCACAUGUGUUUAGCAGAAUUGAUAGGGUAGUGGUCAACUCCGAGUGGAUAACAAAGAUGCCACAUUUGGAUGCUAUGGUUAUGAACCCCUAUUUCUCAGAUCACUCCCCUCUUUGUAUCAAAUUUGGAGAAGAGCCACAGAACUUCAGACCUUUUAGGUUUUUUAACCAUCUGGCAGACCAUAAAGAGUUCUUACAAAUUGUAACAAAUGCCUGGACAGGAAAGGAAACAGCACAAAUGUCAGGAAUAUGGAGGAAAUUGAAAGCAGUAAAAGGAGAGUUAAAGAAACUGAAUACAACUGAGUUUGCAGCAGUUGACAAAAAGGUGAAACAUGCCAGGCAGCAAUUACAAGAAAUACAAGAGAAAAUCAGAAAUAACUAUCAGCAAGCAAGAUUGUUCGAAGAGGAGAAGGGAUUGAAGAAACAACUGGAGAAAUGGGUCAACAUUGAAGAAAGUAUUUUUAAACAAAAAUCCAAAAAUCAAUGGUUGAAAUUGGGUGACUCAAAUUCUGCUUUCUUCUUUGCCAAUAUGAAGAGCAGAAUUAGCCAAACCAAGAUCAGAAGUCUGAUGACUACUACAGGAGAAAUAGUUCAGACUAUGGAAGCAAUUGAAAAGGAGAUUGUAGAUUUUUACAAAGAGCUACUUGGAUCAUCAGCAACAGCCCUACCAGCCAUUCAUCCGAGAGUUAUGAAGGAAGGGAAGAUGCUAAAUAGAAAGCAACAGUUGAAACUCAUAGAACCUGUCAGAGAAGAGGAAGUGUACAAUGCUUUGAAGAAUAUUGAUGAUUUAAAAGCACCGGGAUGUGAUAGAUUCAAUUUAUUUUUCUUCAAAAAAUCAUGGGGUAUCAUUGGUAAGGAGAUCACAAAGGCAGUCUAG
This is a messenger RNA of Nicotiana attenuata, 2292 nucleotides long. RefSeq lists its product as uncharacterized. The coding region runs from base 1 to 2292 and encodes 763 amino acids. Gene Ontology annotation, molecular function: catalytic activity. The record is from RefSeq and is a predicted model, not a curated record. The transcript has 2 exons. Lineage: Eukaryota; Viridiplantae; Streptophyta; Magnoliopsida; Solanales; Solanaceae.